Molecule: messenger RNA, 1491 nt
Organism: Penicillium atrosanguineum
Lineage: Eukaryota; Fungi; Ascomycota; Eurotiomycetes; Eurotiales; Aspergillaceae
Product: BAR and SH3 domain-containing protein
Exons: 4
Coding region: 1-1491 (496 amino acids)
Biological process (GO): actin cortical patch localization; endocytosis; plasma membrane tubulation
Cellular component (GO): medial cortex; Rvs161p-Rvs167p complex; mating projection tip
Molecular function (GO): protein binding; lipid binding
Source: RefSeq, a predicted model, not a curated record
AUGCAGAGCAUGCAGCGAAAGUUCGGGCGCAUGACCACCAAACGGUCUGCCGAUGACAGCCAGGUGGCCGUUCUUUUGAAAGAUCUCGAGGAUGCUGAUAAUCUUUUGACCAAGAUUGUCGAUUCCACCAAGGCCUGGCGCGAUGCCUGGGUGUCGAUUGCAACCUUCCAGAGUCGCAUGAUCGACGAGUUCGACGGUCUCUAUGCCCCCAUUGUCGGCUCCAGCGAAACCGAGACAUUUCGUCGCCCGGUGGAUACCAACCCCGCGCUUCUAGCCCGGACCAACAGACUGCGAAGAGAAUAUGACGAACUGCGCGGGGAUCUGCAACAGGAGCUUGAUACCGUCGAAACGCGCAUAACACAGCCUGCCGAGGAUGCGAAGAACUACAUUAUCCCAGUCAAAAAGACAAUCAAGAAGCGCAAUGAUAAAAAGUCCGAUUUCGAGCGCUACCAAAGCAAAGUCGAUAGCCUCAUGACAAAGGGGAAGCGGAACGAUCGCGAUAAUGCGAAUCUGGCCAAGGCGAAUUCCGACUUCGCUGUUGCGAAAGAGGCAUACGUCGCAGCAGACGACGACUUGCGCCGACGCCUCCCAACCCUCAUCUCCCUCCUCUUCUCCCUGGCGCCAUAUUUCCUGAGAGCGCAGGUCGAGAUUCAGAACCGCAUGCUAGCGCACUACUACACCGUGCUACACACCUACUGCGAAGAAGAGGGACUUCCAUCCCCAUCCCCACCGAUGGACCAGGUGAUCCAGGAAUACGAACUCGCCAACAACCAAGCAAAGGACGAUAUUGAGAGCUUGAAUUGUCUCGCCCAGGGCAAAGCUAUCCGACAAUCGGAUCCCAACAACCCCGAGAACAAACGGCCCUCUGUCGGCAGCAAGCGGCCUUCACUGACCUCUCGGCCCUCCCUGGCAUCUAUCAAAAGCCACGCAAGCAGCACUUCCGGAUUCUCCAUAUCCGCAGCUCGCAAGCCCUCCUUCGCGCCCCCAAUGCCAGGCAACAAGCCCUGCGGGACUGAAUAUCGCUCCGUAUCUCCAACAUCAUCAUACAUGACAGCACGCGGCUCCGUCUCGCUCGCCAGCUCCUCGGGAACAUCCCCUCUUCCCAGCGGAGACGAUUACUACGAGCCCUCAAUGCCAGCACCAUCCCCAAUGCCAAGUCCAUAUCAUCAACCAGUCUCCCAUGUCCCAGUAUCGAUGUCCCCCGCUGGUCCCAAGAUCGACCACAUGCAGUAUACAACCAACUUGCGCAACCCAAGCACACAGGACAUAACCUCAGCAAUUGCAGCAAAGAAGAAGCGUCCGCCGCCCCCACCACGCGGUGCCUCCUUCGUCACUGCUCUGUACGACUUUAACGGACAUCAGAAUGGAGACUUGGUUUUCCACGAAGGAGACCGGAUCAAGAUUGUCACCAAGACGCAGAGUACGGAUGAUUGGUGGGAGGGUGAGCUGCGUGGUAAAAAGGGACAGUUCCCUGCGAACUAUGUGGAGUGA